Messenger RNA from Olea europaea var. sylvestris, 4507 nucleotides. RefSeq lists its product as uncharacterized. The transcript has 9 exons. The record is from RefSeq and is a predicted model, not a curated record. The coding region runs from base 387 to 4298 and encodes 1303 amino acids. NCBI's taxonomy places the organism in Eukaryota, Viridiplantae, Streptophyta, Magnoliopsida, Lamiales, Oleaceae. Gene Ontology annotation, biological process: signal transduction; protein phosphorylation. Gene Ontology annotation, cellular component: cytoplasm. Gene Ontology annotation, molecular function: ATP binding; protein kinase activity; protein binding.
AACUAAAAACUGGAGUGUCUAUAUCAAAAUUGACGGGUUACAUAUAACGAACCAAAGACAGCAGGAGAGAGAUUUGUCUUUACGGUUAACUGAAAGUUAAUCAGUUCAUCGUCUUGAAAAGCGCAAGGUGUUCUGAUCACUGGCUGUAUACAGUGCUUGCUCGCUCUACUCUGUGGAAAGAUAGUUAUCUGCUGUAUUGCUGAUUAUUCUAGCUGAGGGAGUUCUUUGGUCAAGUUUUAUAAAUUAAGAAAUGAGUAAAAGCUUAUUUCUUAUUUUGGAGCCUGAUUGAGAACUAACUGUUUUCUGGUUGCUGUCUGGAAAGUCAAUAGCUUUCUCAUUUCAUUUAUUUUCCUAGGUGCUUAUCCCAUUAGCUUGAAUAUUAGUAUAUGGAAAAAAAUAUGGAAAAAGCAAAAUUGGGGAACUUUGAACAAGGUUGUUAUAGUUCUGCAGAGACUAGAAAUCAGGGGCUUGGUUCUGUGAAUCAGUGGACUUUUCAGGAUCCUUGCAAUUCAAUUAACACUAAUAUUAGACCACCCGAACUCAAUUUACCAGUUGGAGCUAGACCUGAUCCCAAUUUACCAGUUGGGCCUAGACCUGUUCUCAACUAUUCUAUUCAGACUGGUGAGGAGUUUGCUCUUGAAUUUAUGUGGGAAAGGGUGAAUCCAAGGCAGCAUAUUCUUCCAAAUUCCUCUAAUGAGUCUAAUAGUGCAACUGUGUAUAUGGAUGUAAAGGGCACGCUUGGAAAAUUUCAUACAGGUUCUGACAGUGGGCUUGAUACUUCGACUAUCCCCACUGCAGAAAAGAGGAGAGAUCCCGAGAGCAAUGCCUCUACUCUAAAUGAAGAAAAAGUUUAUGGUCAGCCAUUUCACUCUGUAAAUCAAACCUCAUCAGAAUCUAAGAGUAGUCAAAGAUUUCAUAGUCGUACUUCUUCAAAGGCUUCUGGUAGCUCAUCAACAACGCUGAAGUUACUCUGCAGUUUUGGUGGUAAAAUUUUGCCUCGUCCAAAAGAUGGAAAGCUUCGGUAUGUUGGAGGUGAUACACGUAUUGUCCGGAUAAGCAAAGAUAUUUCUUGGGAGGAGCUUGUACAGAAAACAUGGAUAAUAUAUAAUCAACCUCAUACUAUCAAAUAUCAGCUUCCCGACGAGGAUCUUGGUGCAUUGGUGUCAGUCUCUGGUGAUGAGGACCUGCAGAAUAUGAUGGAGGAAUGUAAUGUAUUUGAAGAUGGUGGAGCUCAGAAACUCAGGAUAUUUCUUAUUUCAAAUGAUGACUUAAAUGAUUCUCAGCUUGGUCUCGAGAAUGCAGAAAGUGAAUCCGAGCUUCAAUAUGUUGUUGCCAUAAAUGGCAUGGACUUUGGAUCCAGAAGAAAUUCCAUUGCUAUGGAGAACACUUCAGGAAACAAUUUGGAGGAGUUGCUGAGUUUAAGUGUUGAGCAGGAGACUGGUCACAUUGCAGUUGGCUUAGCGGUGGCUGGCUCUGCGCAUCCAGAAGUUGUUAUUCCCCCUUUAAAUAAAUCUUCUCAGAUGAUGCUACCAACUUCAUCACCUGCUUUUGAGUACAAUCCACGUGAUUAUCAGGUGCAAACAAUGAAUCAUGGGCAGCCUGAAUUGCAUCAAUUGCACACUUUCCACCGGAAAGACAGCUUCCCAGAUGUGGAUUUCAAAAAUAAUGUCCCAUCAUCUGUUCCAGUGCAAUACAAUUAUGGUUCUCAUCCAUCAAAUCAUGUGCCAGUUGCUGAAAACUUGAUUCCACAUUCUAUUUACGGGCACAUGACUUCAGAUGAUAGCUUGAAAGCAAAGGUUCCAAAAGUGUCAACAUUGAAAACGAAGGUUAAAAAUGAAACUAUUAUCCCAAAGAAGGUGGAGUUUUUUAAGGACCAAUCUCUCGAAAAGGGUUUGCUUCUGAAGGAUGCAAAGAUGACAGAAGAGAACUCAGUCCAGAAAAUCAGUGAGUCUAAUAAGAUGCCGUCAGUGAAAAAUGAGAAGAUUUUCUCUUCUCAUCCACAUGACAGUUCAUCUUUAAAUGAUAUAACAAAAGAGGAUGCAUCCAGAAUUAGUGCUGCAGCAGACGCAAGCACUCUUGUUCAAACAACAGGUAGUGAGAUGAUUCAGGAUUCUGCAAGGAGUCCAGUUCCUCUGGAUAAUGUCAAGGAAGCAAAUAUGCAAAAGAUUGAUAUGGAUGACCAAUUUUAUACAUAUGGUAAAGCAUUUAUGCCUGUCCACGGUGAGUCUGAGGCAUAUGCAAAUGAUUUGAACUGUGAAGCAGCGGUGCUUCCUCAGAGCCUUUUUCAUUCAGAAAGAAUUCCCAGAGAACAGGCAGGGCUUAAUCGUUUGUCCAAGUCUGAUGAUCGUUCUGGUUCCCAGUUUCUAAUGACUCCUGCCCAAUCAGAUGUUUCACAACAGAUGACAGAAUCAAUUGACAAGUUGAAUGAUUGGAAUGUGGCAUCUCAGGCAGAAGAAUUUCUUGCUUCUGUAAAAUCUGUGCCUACAAAGCCAGCUGCUAUUGAAGAGAAAUCGAGUGAAUUUCAGAAUUCAAUUGCAGUUACUGAUCACAUUGGUGCAAAGAAUUCAAGUGUCCAUGAGGACAAUCUCGAGUCAAAUCUUCACAAGACUGACUUAAAUGCUGUGGUACUUCCUGAUAGGGAUUCUUCUGUGUCCAAUUUCCCUAUGACUAGCCGAAGUUCUGAAUAUCCCCAAGAUGAAUCUGCUUCUAACCUUAUGAAGCUUCACUGGGGAAAGAUAAGAGGAAAAACCUCUGAGGAGCAAAUACAGCCUCUGGCUGUAGAAAAUUCAGCUGUAACCUCUUCCCAAAGUAAACCCUCUGUUGGUGUUGGCACUUCAGAACAGGGGGACAUCCUUAUUGAUAUUAAUGAUCGUUUUCCUCGAGAUUUCUUGCCUGAUAUAUUUUCUGAGGCUAGAGUGGUAGAUAGCUCCACUGGUUUUGCUCCACUGCAGAGAGAUGGAACUGUUUUGAGCUUAAAUAUGGAACAUGAACCUAAGCAAUGUUCUUUAUUUCAGAAUUUAGCAAAAGAUGAUUUUGUAAGAAACGACAUGUCCCUCAUGGAUCAGGAUCAUCUUAGUUUGUCAUAUACUCGUGCCAAUACUGGAGAAGCAGAUUCCAUUGAAAAUAGUUAUCCACUUCCUAGAGCUACUGGAGGUGCAAUGGAUCACAUUGAUUCCCGUAGUAAUUCUGGGGAUGAUACUCAGCAGCAACCAGCUAUCACCAUCAGAACAGAGACCAUGAAAUUGCCUUCUGGUUAUGAUCCUUCCCAGACCUCUUGCGUUCCAAGUCUGCAAUUUGAUGGUCAAAUGGACUCGAGGACACCGGAAUCUGAAUAUCAGGAUGAGAAGAAAGAAGCACAGAAUACCAGAGCUCCUCUUGUUGACCUCUCUCUAGUAGAUUUUGAUCUCCAUAUGCUGCAGAUUAUAAAGAAUAAGGAUCUAGAAGAGUUGAGGGAAUUAGGUUCUGGAACCUACGGGACUGUUUAUCGUGGGAAGUGGAGGGGUUCAGAUGUUGCUAUCAAGAGAAUAAAGAAGAGCUUUUUCACGGGUCGCUCAUCAGAGCAGGAGAGACUGGCUGUGGACUUUUGGCGUGAAGCUGAAAUUCUUUCAAAGCUUCACCAUCCCAACAUAUUAGCAUUUUAUGGUGUAGUGCAAGAUGGCCCUGGAGGAACACUUGCAACUGUAACAGAAUAUAUGGUGAAUGGUUCCCUUAGGCAUGUUUUAAUUUCCAAGGACAGGCAUCUGGAUCGUCGCAAGCGGCUCAUAAUCGCAAUGGAUGCGGCUUUUGGAAUGGAAUAUCUGCAUUCAAGGAAUAUUGUGCACUUUGAUUUGAAAUGUGACAACUUGCUUGUCAACUUGAAGGAUCCUUCCCGACCCAUAUGCAAGGUGGGUGAUUUUGGAUUGUCUAAAAUCAAAAGAAAUACAAUGGUUACUGGUGGUGUUAGGGGAACCCUUCCAUGGAUGGCUCCUGAGUUGUUAAAUGGUGGCAGUAGUAAGGUUUCUGAGAAGGUUGAUGUCUUCUCCUUUGGGAUUGUACUUUGGGAAAUUCUUACUGGUGAGGAACCUUAUGCCAAUAUGCAUUAUGGAGCUAUCAUAGGCGGUAUAGUAAAUAACACAUUGAGGCCACACGUGCCAAGCUUCUGUGAUCCUGAAUGGAGAUUACUUAUGGAGCAAUGUUGGGCUCCAGAUCCAAUGGUCCGUCCAUCCUUCACUGAAAUUGCUAGACGCUUGCGUACAAUGUCUGCUGCAAGCGUGACCAGAACUCAGGGUCUUGCAACACAGACACCAUUAUCCAGAUGAUGACAGUGAUAUACACACUCGCAUCUAUAUAUAAAUUGCUUUUGUUUCUUGAGAAGACUGGUAUAGUUUGUACAGUAUCUUGUUUGUAUUAGACACACGAGAGAUUUGAGAUCUCAUCAUGAUUAUGCAGUGAUUGAUUUGUGUACAAGAAAAUGAUUAUGGACAUAAGUUUUGAUGCAAUAAAUGAAAAUAAUUAUCUUGUAAGCCUA